GAUUUUUCGAUUUUAAAAAUGCCGUGACAAAUUUCUGAUAACGCUGUAUUUUUAUCUGUUAAUAUAUUUAUAUAAACGGUGCUCCAAAAAACUUUUUUAUAUUUCCCUAAUCACAAUGAACAUUUAUUUUCUAGCCUUUAUUGCAUUUUUGAUUUCACAAUCAGAAGUAUCUUGUGAAGUUCCACAGUGUGAAAAAGGAUUCAUUAUUUUUGACAAACCACACAAUUUGUUAAAUGGAACAUAUUUCCCGGAUGGAUUCAAAUCUUCUAGCCCGCAACUGUUUCCAGACAAUUAUAGCUGCGACUUCAAAAUCAACGUGCCGCAGAACUAUUUUGCAACUAUCCAAUUAACUGUAAAUAUCACAAGUUCAAAUAAUAAAUCAGCCCCAGUCCAAGCGGUGGAUCAAAUGCAAAACGUUGAACAAGUUUUUUCUACGAAAUCCGAGUCGUUUUAUUUUGUUUCCAAUGGAGGAAACAUAAAACUAUCCACUGGUAAUCGAAAAGUUCAAUUUGGAUUCUCAAUUUUCUGGGACACAUAUCAAUUCAUACAAACAAAAUAUCUGAAUUUCUCCCGAUCGGCAACUUUACCUCCACUUUACUCAAACAUGCCUGACCAACAAGUCGUGAUCACUGCUGAUACCAGAAUAUCCGCCACAAUUGUGCCACCAGGUGUCAAGGACAGCUUUCAAUACUUGCGUGGAGUACUGUUCUUCGAUGGAACUACCAGAAACUCGACGUAUCUUGGAACAGGACUUCAGUUAUUGACGGGAAAAUCACAAUAUGUUAGCACUUCGAAUCAAAUGCUAAUUUCGUAUAUUGGUGAUUCCUGGGCUGUAAACAAUAGUCCCAUUGUGCUUCAGGACUAUGAAAAUACAAAAUCUAUUUGCAAAUUCGAGUGGAUUUUGUGUCCAGAUGACCAAGACUGUGACGGCAUUGUUUCAUUGGAUGGAACAAAAGGUUCAGUCGCCCUACAACUAUAUCACAACAAAUUCGAAACAAGCUUCGUUUUAAAUAAGACACUUGGCUUUGGUAAAUUAGAGGUUUUUGAUGGCGGGGUCACUAAAACAAAUUUGAUCACAACUUAUGAUGUAAACAGAAGCGAGCUUAACCUACCUCAAGAAUUUUUUGGCCGGUUAACAACACUUGUUUUCACAGGUGAGACCGCGUCUCUCACCUUCACACGAAGAGAUGAUGCAUUCGAUGAGACAACUUCCUUCGGAAGAAAAGGAUUCAUUUCAUCCGACUCAUAUGGAAACUCAUUCCAAGAAGCUUUCCAUAUCAACGCACCCGUAAAAAAUCCGGACACUAUAUUUAAAGUUAACAUUGCUACAGCGGAUUUAAGUGGGUCAACCACACUAAUAGUAUAUUGCUAUAGAUAUAUCGAGUUAACAAGAGAACUGAGCUUUAAUUCUACAAAUCUUCCACCUCUCAACACUACUAUAACCUUUCACGGAAACUUUUUGCACAUUGAAUAUUACCCAAACGGUACCGAUUCAAGCAAACUAUUUCUCAAUUUUGAUAUCGAAAAGUCUGUGACACGUUCUUCUGAAUUCUUUUUCGCCUGCGUAAUUGUCUUUCUGUUUUUGUUUUGAGAAUUUAUUUAUUUUUUCUGUCUUGUAACUUUUAUUUGUUUCAAUAAAUGUUUAAAUUCU
Caenorhabditis elegans is the source of this 1651-nucleotide messenger RNA. It is a transcript of the gene C29F3.7, whose product is annotated as CUB-like domain-containing protein. NCBI's taxonomy places the organism in Eukaryota, Metazoa, Nematoda, Chromadorea, Rhabditida, Rhabditidae. The record is from RefSeq and is marked reviewed.